Drosophila montana is the source of this 632-nucleotide messenger RNA. RefSeq names its product putative OPA3-like protein CG13603. Gene Ontology annotation, cellular component: mitochondrion. The record is from RefSeq and is a predicted model, not a curated record. Gene Ontology annotation, biological process: regulation of lipid metabolic process. The transcript is spliced from 3 exons. The coding region runs from base 68 to 532 and encodes 154 amino acids. NCBI's taxonomy places the organism in Eukaryota, Metazoa, Arthropoda, Insecta, Diptera, Drosophilidae.
AUAGAGAAGAUUGUUCCGAUUUUUCAGUCACAAAUAUGAAUUAUAUUGAAAAUUUCAAAGUUUUACAAUGGUGAGCUUCCCUCUUAUAAAACUGGGCACAUUAGCUGUCAGGCAAAUAAGUAAACCCAUUGUCAAGAUCAUCAAGCAAACUGCCAAAUCGAAUCAAACAUUUAAUACAUAUCUAGUCAGUACACCCGCACAAAUUUACCAUUGGAUUGGGGUUAGAGCGAAAAUGCGUAUGCUGGGUAUGAAACAACCAAAGUUUGUUCCACCAUUGAACAAAACAAUGGCCAUUGAAACAGGAAGUGACCUACUCGGCGAGAUUGUUGUGUUUUCAUUAUGUGUAAGCUUGUUGUGCUUGGAGUUUUCGCGGCAAGCCCGCAAUGAGAAGUUAAAGCACCAACACCACCGGGACCAGAAGGAAAAUCUGAAAAACGAGAUAGAAUUAUUAAAUGAUCGAGUUGUGAGCCAGACUUAUGAAAUUAAAAAUCUUAAGGCCAAGCUCAUGGAAUUAGGUGUUACUUCUUGUUAAAUAAAAAGCGAGAAUGGGUUUUACAAGAAGGGAUUCGUUGUGCAAUAUAUUUUUCUCUGAUUAUAUCAAAUACAUUUGCGCCUUCUGUCACACACGAUAA